Diaporthe batatas is the source of this 279-nucleotide messenger RNA. RefSeq lists its product as uncharacterized. Bases 1 to 279 code for a protein of 92 amino acids. The transcript is spliced from 3 exons. NCBI's taxonomy places the organism in Eukaryota, Fungi, Ascomycota, Sordariomycetes, Diaporthales, Diaporthaceae. The record is from RefSeq and is a predicted model, not a curated record.
AUGGAAUCAACCUACCAAAUCGCCGUUGCGCUCCUCACUGUAAUCCUCAUCAUGGCGGCGUCCUACUUUGCCUAUGACCAGGGUUACAUGGACCCUCUGAUUGAGAAAUUUGGUGUUUUCAUGAUGAAGGCCAAGGCGGAGGCGGAGGCCAAGGAGAUGCAGGCCAAAGGCCUGAAGAGGGGAGAGGACUUUGUUGACUCGGAGCUCAAGGGCAACCAGCAGGCUCAGGACAUCAAGGCAGGCAUGGGGUCGCUAGGUGGCCUGAAGAAGAGCCUUUAA